UAUUCAGCAAUUCAGCGGACAAUACCGGCGUGUAAUGCAUACUGUCCAUUGUACAUAGCCAAAGAAUCGCACAGUAUACAAACAUAUGUAUUGACAUCUUUCGUCAGCAGAGACAGGGGCAUCUUAUCUCCAUAAGCAGCUGUUCAAAUCUCAGUGAAUCGGCGACAUCACACAGAAUCGAAUGUAAAAUCGUUUCGAGAAUAUCAUUUUUGUGUUUUAUUUAAACUUGCUUCGUUUAACAGUUGCUUAAAAGUUGAAGUGAUGAAAUUUCCACGGUUUUUCCAUUUCAAGUGUCCAUCUUUAGAACGUAUCACUUACCAUUGCUUACGAGUUUUGGGUAUUUUGAUUGGAAUAGCGGCCAUUGUCUACUUUAUGUACGAUGGCAAAAUUCGUGAUGAUGGCAGCAGAAGAAAGGCACAGGAACGAUUGAUUAGGCGAAGAAUCGUCAUCGUGAUCAUAUACUCCUGUUGGAUUGUGGGAAUCAUCUUGGAAAAAUCAAUUUUGAUGUGGUUUGUGCUUUAUGUCGUGAUCAUUGCCUUUGCGUAUUGUGUCUUCACACUGUUGUCGGUUUUAUUAUCCAUUUUUUCGCUGUGGAUUCAUCAUGCAGAUAUUCCGGGCGAAGCGUAUAUGUCGCUCGUUAAAUAUAGCUUGACGUCAGUAUUUUUCCUCUUGCUGCUCCUCGUGCACUACUUUAUAUAUAAAAUGGUGGACCAAGGCAUUAAAGCGUGCGUAACCCAGAAUGAAGAGACAACAUUGCUGAACAAAGGGAAGAAUGCGACGGCCAAUGGCAACAAAAAAUGUGGAAUUAAGUUCCCGUGCUGUGUUUAAGAGAAGAAGAAGAAGAAGAAGAAGAAGAAGAAGAAGAAGAAGAAGAAAAAUUGAGUGUUUUCAACGCAUGCAGAUUCCCAGUGUAUCUUUUACUAAAGCAGCUUUUCUAUUUAUAGAAAAAACUAAAUGACAAUAACCUUAUUAACAUGUUUUAUGUAUUGUAUUAUCCAAUGGCUGUUGUAUUCAACAUUUUACAUAUUAAUGUGUUCAAUAUUCACUGUUGUUUUUGUAUUUAGCGGGAAGUGUGUUUCAACUGUGACUGUAUUGUUGUAUAGCCUCCAUAAGUGCAUUUUCAUGAGAAGAGAAUGACAUUCUCUUACGGCUUGUUACGGAUGCUAUCCAACAACAUAGUCAAAGUGUUCAAAAUUCAUAUAGAAAUUUAAUAUUUACUGACGACAUCAGUGUGACCUUACAAAAAAAAAAAAAAAUCUUGAGACUAUGAAAAUGCGUGCUUUAAUAAAACUUAAUUGUCCAGAAGAAAA
Molecule: messenger RNA, 1310 nt
Organism: Sitodiplosis mosellana (orange wheat blossom midge)
Lineage: Eukaryota; Metazoa; Arthropoda; Insecta; Diptera; Cecidomyiidae
Exons: 4
Coding region: 262-828 (188 amino acids)
Source: RefSeq, a predicted model, not a curated record